AUGAAGCCAGAGCUUCAGGUCACUCUGCAGGUUGAUGCGGUAGCGAAGAACAUCAAGGGGAGGAGUGAAAGUGGGUAUUCGAUCUUGCGGGCAGUGUUCAGGGAAAGGCUUGUGGAGUUCUUCAAAAAUCAUCCCCAGGGAGAUGAGGUUCCAGAGGAGCAGCUGCCGCAUCCAUUUAAUCCAACAAAGCUCAGUGUACAUAAGAGCGUGAACAUCAAUGCCGAUCCAUCAGGCACCAAAUCCUCAUCAAGUGCUCCUAUCCAGCAACAAUUUUUAGUGCCAUCUCACAUGUCACAAUCUUUUAAGAGGCAUUUUUCUCGCAAAAUUCCCAUCCUUAAUCCGGAGAAAACUCCACCGAUGUGCUCUAGUGAAGCUUGUCCUAAAGAUGAUCAUUCUGACUUUGCCGAUUCAUCUGCCAUAUCUAAGAAGUCAUUGCUCAGUUCUCCUAUUUCAAUAACCUUACCAAUUGUAGAAGGAGGUGAUGAAAGGGAUGCUGCAGGGUCACCCAGAGCUGAUAACUAUCCUCAUGAGGAAUCAAAUGUUCAGAAGGGAACUCCUGCAAAGCUAGUGUGCACUCCUUUAAGGUUAAUGACUGAUACACCGGAAAUUCCAACAUCAAAGAGACUUAGGACAACCCCAUCGAACAAAUCCGUAAGGCGAUCGGCCCGAACAAAGUUGUUUAUGACUCCAGAAAAGAGUGCAAAUGAGUGUGAUGAUGAUGGAAGUCUGUCUGCCAGUGAUGAUGUUCUCAAUUUUCUACCAAAAACUCUCUUGCAGUCGGUGAGUCCUAUCACAUCUUCUUGCUGUGGUGUUUUAGCUCUAAAGCUUCUGAAGAUGUUUCUUGAAAUGCCUUCUAUCAAUGUGAAGGAGCAGAAAGCAGUGCAGGAGAAGCAAGCUGGCUUUGCCGAUGCUAUUAGACGGCAAAAGUUGAUAGCUUCCUUGCCAAAUAUUUUUGACAUGAUCCUACUCACAUUUCAGUCAUGGAAGAGAUCUGUCAUGACAAAGCAUGAGUUAACUAACAAGUUAAUCUCAAGUCACUCUAAGAUAGUUGAUCAAGGUGAAGUGGAAGAACAGUUGAAACUAUUGCUAGAAUUAGUUCCAGAUUGGAUCUCUGAAAAGAUUGCUUGUAAUGGGGACACACUUUGUUGUGUAAGUAAAAUAUCAAAUGCAGAAGAGAUCAGGCAAAGGUUAUUAGAAGCAGAGUAG
Molecule: messenger RNA, 1206 nt
Organism: Musa acuminata AAA Group (dessert banana)
Lineage: Eukaryota; Viridiplantae; Streptophyta; Magnoliopsida; Zingiberales; Musaceae
Product: CDT1-like protein a, chloroplastic
Exons: 5
Coding region: 1-1206 (401 amino acids)
Biological process (GO): DNA replication preinitiation complex assembly; DNA replication checkpoint signaling; mitotic cell cycle
Cellular component (GO): nucleus
Molecular function (GO): DNA polymerase binding; DNA binding
Source: RefSeq, a predicted model, not a curated record